This is a messenger RNA of Camarhynchus parvulus, 2294 nucleotides long. Its product is annotated as probable 2-ketogluconate reductase. The record is from RefSeq and is a predicted model, not a curated record. Gene Ontology annotation, cellular component: cytosol. Bases 154 to 1335 code for a protein of 393 amino acids. Gene Ontology annotation, molecular function: hydroxypyruvate reductase [NAD(P)H] activity; NAD binding; glyoxylate reductase (NADPH) activity. Lineage: Eukaryota; Metazoa; Chordata; Aves; Passeriformes; Thraupidae. The transcript is spliced from 6 exons.
GGAGAAGAGACAACUUAAAAAGAAAUAAAAAGAAAAAGUAAAAAAGGAACUUGUUGAUAAUGCACAUGGAGCUAGUCCAAAACCAAAAUUGUCAUAUCUUUGACAGGUGUUACAUUUAGCACAUUGGACAAGACAUCUGAUAACGGAAUAAUUAUGUUCAGGAGCAAAGCAUUGAGUCUGUCAAAACUGAUUCCCUUGAUGUUUGGCCAGUCAAAUUUGGCUAACAAGUUUUUUCAUCCAGUUAUUGCUUCUCAUGGACUUUGCUGUCACAGAAGUGUGAUUUACAAACAGAGGUACAGGAUGCACCAACUUGGUGCUGGAAGACGAACAAUAAGCACUGGGACCAAGGUCAUGGCAGAAGGAGAGUUGCCAGCUGUUUUGAUCCUGGAUAUAGGAGGAACUCAUGGCAUACUAGAAGACAUUGCAGCACUUUUGAAGAAAUACUUUCACCUUAUCACCAUGAAGGAAUUUCUUGGAAACAAAGAAGAAAUGAGAAAAAAAAUCCAAUCUGUUUAUGUGUUUGAGUGCAGGCCAACUAUUGACCGUGAGCUUCUAGAAAGCCUGCCUAAUUUAAAGGUGAUUGCAAACUCUGGGGUUGGAGUGGAUCACUUAGACUUGAAGAUGAUCUCGAGCUUUGGUGUGAAAGUGACCAACACCCCGCAUGCCGUGGCAGACCCAACAGCAGACGUAGGAAUGGCCUUGAUGCUGGCCUCUGCCAGAAGACUAGUGGAAGGCUGCCACAUUGCCCUGUCUCCAGGCACAAAGUAUUUUGCUGUUGACUGGCUAGGAGUGGAAGUAACCAGAGCGACACUUGGGAUCAUUGGGAUGGGCAGCAUUGGAUACAAAGUGGCUCAGAGAGCCAGAGCCUUCAACAUGAGGAUCCUGUACCAUAACAGAAACCGGAGAAAGGAGGAGGAAGAGGCUGUUGGUGCCCACUACUGUGCAAAGAUGGAAGACUUGCUGCAGCAAUCUGAUUUUGUUAUGUUGGUUGUGAACCUGACUCCUGAGACUCACAAACUGAUUGGGAAAAAGGAGCUGGGGCUGAUGAAACCCACAGCUACUCUUAUAAACAUCAGCCGAGGUGCAGUUAUUGAUCAAGAUGCAUUGGUAGAAGCUCUCCAGAAUAAGGUUAUUAGGGCUGCAGCUCUGGACGUGACAUACCCUGAGCCUCUGCCAAGAGAUCAUCCUUUAUUACACCUGAAUAACAUCAUCAUAACCCCGCACAUUGGAACCGCAACAGUCCACGCCACCCGUAUGAUGGCAGAAGAAGCAAUAGCAAACAUGCUGGCUGUUCUCAAUGACCAACCCAUUCCAAGCGAAGUGUUUCCCAAAUGAUGAGUGCCAGAUGAUGCCACUAAAUUUCCUGUGUACUGGAAAGCACUAUUUCUUACCACUUUUAAGCUGAAUAAAAAAGUAACCUGUUCCUGCACUGCUCAUCAUGAUGCUGCAAAACUGUCAGACUUGAUUUGUUCUGUUACUUACAACUUGUGAAAAACGCCAAUCACUUGUUUUAAAAUUUUAAGUUUAAUAGUAAUAAAAUGGUUAUAAAAAUAGUAAUACAAAUUAGAGCAAUAAGAAUUUGGACAAUCAGAGUUAGGACAAUAAAGGACAAUAAAAGCAAAGAAUUAGGAAUGUUUGAAUGCUUUCCUGUUGAAAGCAUGGCUUGCUAACAAAGGAUUAACCCUUAAAAGCAAUAGCCUGUUGCAUAUUCAUAUAUCUCAUACAUGAUGCAUACAUUCCUUUCAAACUAGGAAUUUCUCUGGUUACUGUUAACUUUCCCCCCCUUAAUCCUUUUGGCACCUCAAAGACAAGAAGGAGGUGGUAGAAAGUGUGUAUUUUCAGAUAAGGAGGCAAUAAUUCUUCUCUUGGAGAUUUAGGUGUCUUGUUGCUGUUACCUCUGUGUGAAGAAUUUCUUGAGCUAGUUAGAAAAAGUAUCUUAUAUCACAUAGUUUUUAUUUUAAUACUAUGUUAUACCCUAAAACUAUAUUUAACACACUACUGAAAAGGAUUAAUAUAGUAUAACUUUUUAACAUAGCACAUAAAAUAUCCAUUUUAAUAUUUGUGAAAAGCCAAUCACAAAAUACACAUUUUUCACACAAAAAAAUAAAGUGAAACUAAUAAAGGAGAUUUGUUUGAAGAUUUUAACUGAGCAGUUAUGCAUUUUGGUAUCUUCAGUCUCUUUCAGUGAAUAGCAAUAUUUUGUUCCCAGUUCUGGCUGCUACAUAAUGAUAAGCAAGUGCACCUGGCAAUUUGUGUAACACUCUCCAAUCUGUUGAAGAUGAAUGAGCAUUGAU